ACGACGGUCGGAGCAGUGGAAAAACGAGAUCUCAGAAGUUUCUCUCUCUCUCUCUCUCUCUCUCUCUCCCACAGAUCCGAAGAAGAAAGGAGGAGGAAGAAAAGUUGGAGGGAAUUGGAGGCUUUCGAGGGAUUUUGGAGGAGACAUUGAUGACGAUGGAUAGGGAGAAGGAGAGGGAGGUCGAAUUGGAGAGCGCCAUGUACACCAAUUGCCUGUUGCUGGGGCUGGACCCUUCCGUACUGGGAAUGAGCAAUGGCAUGCCGAAGACGGGACUCUUCCGCCAUUCCAACCCAAGGAUGGGCGAGACCCUCCUCCAUUUCAUUCUCUCCGCCCUCCGCGGCCCUGCCCAGGCGGCCAAGGAUUUUGACAAGGUCUGGCCGAUCUUCGACGCGACUCAGUCGAGGGAUUUUCGGAAGAUUGUACAGGGAAUCAUAAACGAGCUUGAAUCUCAAGGAGCACUUCCGAGAAGCAAUUCACGUGUUUCAUCACUUGCUACUUGUUGUGGACAAAGAUUUGUUGAACUUUUGUGGCAGCUGUCUGUACAUGCCUUAAGAGAGGUUCAUAAAAGAGCAUUUGCGGCUGAUGUUGCUGCUGAUCCGCUGCCAGCGUCAUUGACAGACAUCUCUUAUUUGCAUGCAGCUGCCUUGCUUCCUGUCACAAAGGCGAGGAUUGCUCUUGAAAGAAGGAAGUUUUUGAAGACUGCAGAUGUUGCUGUGCGUAGGCAAGCUACAUGGUCAAGUUUAGCUCAUGAUAUGACUGCUGAGUUCCGUAGUCUUUGUGCUGAGGAGGCUUAUUUGCAACAAGAAUUAGAAAAGUUGCAUGAUCUAAGGAACAAAGUAAAGUUGGAAGGUGAGCUCUGGGAUGGUCGUGUCGCAAGUUCUCUUGAUCAAAAUUCUCAUCUUGUUUCGAAGGCAACUCGACUCUGGGAUUCUUUGUUGUCUCGUAGAAGUCAGCAUGAAGUUCUUGCCUCAGGCCCAAUUGAGGACUUAAUAGCACAUCGUGAGCAUCGGUAUCGAAUAUCUGGAUCAUCUUUGCUUGCAGCUAUGGAUCAAAGUUCUCAGCUGGCUCCAGAUACUCUGUCCAUCCAAGCUGGUGACUUGAAACAUGCUGAUAAGCAAGAAUAUCAAGAAGGAUCACUUUUAAGUGCAAAAAAAGAAAAACAGAAAAGCAGUUCUGAGCAAAUUCAUUCGCAAGUAAGUGGCGAAGAUACUUCGCGUGUUGAUGAUAGAGGUGGUAAGGUUCAGCCAGUUGUGGAUGUUGCAGAAGUCUUGAGGUGUUGGACGCAUGCAUUACAACGGAUACAUAAACAGGCACUUAUCUUGGCUAAGUCCAAUGAUGGUGAGGGUCCAGAACUUUUACGAGCCACGACUAGUAACAGCAGCAGCAGCCAUGCUGAAUCUCUUUCUACAACUCUGGCAGAACACCGCCAACACUUGGCUAGUAUACAGGUGCUUAUUAGUCAAUUGAAAGCAGCUAUCCCGUCAAUGCAAGACUCUAUAUCUCAGCUUACAGAUGAAGUAAAUAGCUUCUCAGCUGUUGCUUUAAGUAAUGAUCCUACCUGGCUUGCAACUUCAAUUCAUCCUCAAAGUGGUGGACGGGCAACAGAAGACAACAUUGUCCAACCAGUUGAGUCAGAGAGAAAAUUCCCUCCCCAGCCUGAGCAGUUUUUGAGCAGUCCUGCUCUUAAACUGCCGCACUUGUUUACUUUGACCCCAAAUUCUUCUGCCAAGAGUGGCAUUGCACAAAGGAGACAAACAGUAUCUGCUCACCAAACCAACAAGCCUGACGAACUAGCAGAAUGCAGUAAAGUAGAGCGGCCAUUGGUUGCAAGUCAUGAAGACAACUCAGCACGAGAGGACUCUGUUCAGAAUUUGAAGCGGUCCAUUCGUGCAUCUGCUCUUUGUGUUCGACCCAAUGGAAUGGGCCUUCCGAGAGACAAUAAAAUUGAUACAACUGAACACUACUUUAUACCACUUUCAACAGAUGGACUUGCUCAGAAGGAUGCUACUGUCAAAGCUACGAACAGAGGCAAACCUUUGAGAUCACCCCAAGAGCUUUGCAUCCUCAACAAUGGUUUAGUUGAUGAGAGAGAUAAUGGGUCUAUUUUGGACGAAUCUGAUGAUCUAGCGGGUCACUUGGAUCAUGCUUGUAGACUUAUGGAUGAUGAAUACACAAGCGAGUUUCUUUCACCAGUCAGCCCAAAAUAUAUGGUCGAUAAUAGAUUAUCACUGUUUCACAAUAUUUGGGAUGGUCAAGACCACGCUCUGUCACCUCCUUUGCUGAUCGAUGCAUCUCUAGCACCUGAUACGUAUGAAGAUUUACUAGCACCAUUAUCUGAAACUGAAGAUGCUUUAAUGGAAAGAUGAACAUUGACAGUUCAAGCAUUGGGUUCUAUUUCUUGAUUCUGCAUUCGCUAAACCCACAUUGUCGAUGGAGGAAAUUUCAUCAGCUAUACAGUGGGAACACCAAAACCCAUGUUCAUGGUGUAAAGUUUGGCAAUGCAACUUGAUGUAUUACUGCCGAGGGGGGAUAGUCCCGUCAGAUUGUUGUAUGUCCUUCAUGUGGUCGCAAUUAUUUUUUUAUUAUCCCUCAUCUCAGCUCGACUUUUCUUUUUUUAUUAUUAAGCAAUUUCAUGAUUCGUGAGUUUGCUUGUAGCGCCCAAGAAGUUUGUUUCUUCAGUUUGUAUGAAAUUUCCUCAGCCCAUUGCUUUGAUA
Nymphaea colorata (pocket water lily) is the source of this 2714-nucleotide messenger RNA. RefSeq names its product AUGMIN subunit 6. Bases 150 to 2366 code for a protein of 738 amino acids. Gene Ontology annotation, biological process: spindle assembly. Gene Ontology annotation, molecular function: microtubule binding. Gene Ontology annotation, cellular component: HAUS complex; mitotic spindle microtubule. Lineage: Eukaryota; Viridiplantae; Streptophyta; Magnoliopsida; Nymphaeales; Nymphaeaceae. The record is from RefSeq and is a predicted model, not a curated record. The transcript is spliced from 13 exons.